This is a messenger RNA of Scatophagus argus, 2795 nucleotides long. It is a transcript of the gene brox, whose product is annotated as BRO1 domain and CAAX motif containing. NCBI's taxonomy places the organism in Eukaryota, Metazoa, Chordata, Actinopteri, Scatophagidae. The transcript is spliced from 13 exons. The coding region runs from base 152 to 1384 and encodes 410 amino acids. The record is from RefSeq and is a predicted model, not a curated record.
GAAAACACGUCAUGUGACUGAACCGGGCGCUUUCAUUGGUUAGCUUCUACUCCUGUUUAUUUCCGGAAGUAAGUUGUUGUUAGCGUCAGACUUCAUAUACCAAACCUCAUACUCACAGCGCCGCAACGACAGGUGUGUCCUCAUCCACAGGAUGGCACACUGGUUUCACAGAAACCCACUGAAGGCAACGGCGCCGGUGUCCUUUAAUUUUUAUGGAGUGGCAGGGAGCCCCGCCGCCAAUAAGAUAUGCAAUGACCUGAGGACAACCAGGGCGAGACUGCUGGAGAUGUUCACUGAUGUCACCUGUAACCCAGAGAUCAUGAAAAAUGCAACAGAUGCAUACUUCUCCCUCUUACAAGGCUUUAUCUUAUCCUUGGAUGGAACCACACAGGAGAACAAGAUGAGGUUCAUCCAGAACUUCAAGUGGACUGACACCUUACAAGGAAACACACCAAGUGCCCAGCAGGAUGCGGUCUUUGAACUGGUCUCCAUGGCUUUCAAUGUAGCCAUCUGGUACACCAAGUUUGCCUCGAGACUGACAGGGAAAGAAAACAUAACAGAAGCUGAAGCGAAAGAUGUUCACCGGAGCCUGAAAGUUGCUGCUGGUAUAUUCAAAAACCUGAAGGACGUCCACAUUCCCCGUCUCAUCACCCCAGCUGAAAAAGGCCGAGACCUGGAGCCCAGAGUCAUUGAUGCAUAUAUCAUCCAGUGCCAAGCAGAGGCGCAAGAAGUGACGAUUGCCAGAGCAAUUGAACUGAAGCACAAUGCCACACUCAUCGCAGCGCUGGCGUUUGAAACGGCAAACUUCUAUCAAAAAGCUGACCACACACUGAACACAUUGGAGCCAGAGUGCAGCAGCAAAUGGAGGAAGUAUCUUCAGCUGAAGCAGCACUUUUACAUGGCUUAUGCAUACUGCUAUCAUGGGCAGACUUUGCUGGGGAGUGACAAGUGUGGUGAGGCUAUAAGAUCUCUGCAAGAGGCGGAAAAGUGCUACUCCCGUGCUGAGGCGCUGUGUAAAGAGUACCGUCAGACCAAAGGCCCGGGCACCACAGCCAAACCGUCGGAGCAGCUGUUCUUCCUCAAACUGGGCGGCCUCAUUAAAAACACACUGGAGAAGUGCCAGAGAGAAAAUGGCUUCAUAUACUUCCAUAAAAUUCCAGCUGAGGCGCCCCAGCUGGAGUUGAAGGCAAGUUAUGGCCUGGCUGAGCCAGUUCCCUUUGAGCUGCCACCUCUCAGUGAGCAGUGCUCCCCUGAAGUCUAUGCCACCUUUGACCUGACCAAGGGAGCCAAAAAUGACAAGGCAAAACCCAAGGAGGAGGAGGUGAAACCAGUGAAGGAGCCAGAUUUGAAGCCUCAGAAGGACACAGGCUGUGUUGUCUCCUAAACUUUCCAUGGAUUCCAUCAUCAGCCUCACGCCUCAGUAACAUUGUAUUGUAAUGAAAAUAGGAAAAAGAUGUUUUGUUUUGUUUGUUUGUUUUUGCAUUAAAACACCACACAUUACCAUGGUGUUUUAUAUUCAUGCUGAAAUGUGUAUUAUAUAUGGGUAUGAGAGGCAUUGUCUUCUCAUCUAAGACAGAGCCUGUCCCAUCUAGCUCACAGCUUCUCAUAAACUAAACCUAAAACAUUAAAGAAAAGCAAACUUUCAGGUUAUUUUUUAGUAAUUAGGUGUCAGCUCAAAGGAUUACUUAAAUCAAAUUUUAACAUGAGGUCAUUGCAAGUAGAAUGGUUAUAAAUAAGCCUUAUGGGUGAAGCAGUUCUAACAAUGGUGCCUUUGGCUGCAAUGUAAACCUGUUCACCGUGACCCCCUGUAUAGAAGAGUCCUUCUUGGAGUACUUUGGCCUAAUUAUACACGACUCCUAUUAAACAUGCUCAAAAAUGGCCUCAGGAGGUGGAUCUAAACAAAAGAUGCAGCAGUUGAAAUUGAAAUGAUGAUAAAAUGACAGUUUUAUACUGGAGAAACUACCAGUGACAGAAAGCACAUUCUUCCGAUCAGCCCCUAUGCGACAGUGCUUGAUCUCAAUGCAUUUCAAGCUGAUAUUUGUUUAGAUUUGUUUGACUUUCUCAUAAAAUGCACUUCUGCUAUUUACCAGAACUGAAACGUAAAUCAACAGUAGACAAACAAAAUGAACAAGACUACGUAUAUUAUUGCUGGUGCAUUUGGUUUGUUUUAGCUGUAGCAGUUUACAAUCAAUAUUUGAUUUCAAUCACAUGUAUUUACUGUAGUUAUUUUUUGUACAUGACAUAGCUGUUUUGCUUUUUACUUCUACAUUGAAGAACACUUUAUUAUUGGAUGAGGCUAAAUCAUUUAACAUGCUUCUGCAUUCUGUGAUUAUAUCCCUGAUAGUGGUAGUUUGUAAUUUAUUUCUAUUCUUAUGACAUGAUAUUUUAGUUGAGAACAUACAACACUUAUAACAGUAUACAGUUCUAUGUAACUCUGAUCAUAUGUUUUUGGUGAUGUUUCAUUUAUAGGAUUCAGUGGAUAAACCACUGAUACUGUUAAAGGCUGACUCUUUUUCAGUUUUUCAGAGAGUGCUGCUGUCAUUAGCUGGCCCAAUGUAUGUACUGUACAUUUUAUGAGUAUUAUCCCCAUCCUUAAAGACAAAGAUCAGGACACGACCAUUUUCAGAUCGCAGGGGUGGCGGGACACGUGAACAUUUGUCUCUGAAAUUGUCUUGUGUGCUGUUGCUUCACAUAAGUUGCUCAUAUUGUCAAAACUCUCCUACUUUCAAAAUAAAUGUUGGUUAAAGCAUAACUAUCGAUUGCCUGAAACUUGUAUAAUAAACUGUAAUAUACUG